This is a messenger RNA of Fomitopsis serialis, 189 nucleotides long. RefSeq lists its product as uncharacterized. Bases 1 to 189 code for a protein of 62 amino acids. The transcript is spliced from 2 exons. The record is from RefSeq and is a predicted model, not a curated record. NCBI's taxonomy places the organism in Eukaryota, Fungi, Basidiomycota, Agaricomycetes, Polyporales, Fomitopsidaceae.
AUGUCGCCCAUUCGGGUUCUAAGCGGGCUGACCGUCGUCAGGAACCCAGAAAAGACAAAGCCGAAGGCUUUACUCAGCGCAGAACGCGAACUUGACAGUCCCUUCUGGACUGCACCGCCGCUUGCAACGCUGCAGAUCACACUGCUCACCCAAUUCGCCUCAAGGCGCCUCGAGGUCGCACACGCCUAA